Molecule: messenger RNA, 4449 nt
Organism: Sycon ciliatum
Lineage: Eukaryota; Metazoa; Porifera; Calcarea; Leucosolenida; Sycettidae
Exons: 18
Coding region: 84-3056 (990 amino acids)
Cellular component (GO): nucleus; cytoplasm
Molecular function (GO): calcium ion binding; protein serine/threonine phosphatase activity
Source: RefSeq, a predicted model, not a curated record
UUCAAGUUUUGUCGUCAAACUAUUUCCAAAGAGGAGAGAAUGUGUUUUGGAUUGUAACCUUUCUAUCUUCAUCAAACACGAAAAUGGCCGUGGCUUCCUUUCCCGCGGCUGUUGUCUCCAUGGCGGAGCAGAACCGUCCCAACGCGGCGGUGUCGCUGGUGAUUCUCUGUGACUCGACGUCGAGAAUUCUGCUGUGGCGUCCAACCGAUGGAACCACAGCAGAUCAAGACCGUGCCUGGACAACCCCGUGCACUCAACUGCACGGAGACCAAGACUGCGUUCUGGCAUCGCGGAAGCUCUUGAGGGGCCUUCACCCGGGCCUGGUCAACUCUUUCAAACUCACCGGCGUACUGCGCCUCAACUACGACGCCAUCCGGUUGCCAAUGGCGACCGAGCGGCGGCAGCAGCAAGACUGUCAGCUGGGAGACGGCGGAGGUGGUGCGGGUGCUGGCCCGACGACCUGCGCGUCCGUGUGUCUGCUGGUGCGUGGCGACUCCACCACGCUGGCUACUGCCGAGACAACUGUUGAGGUUGCGAAUGGUUGCGCCAGGCCACAUUCGUUUCGCAUUGGCUGGUUCUCGGUGUCGGACUUCCUUGCCGCCAGUCCAUCAAUGGAGGGUGUGGGAUUCUCUGGAGAUGCCCGCGUUGCCAUCCAACAAGCUUCCGAAGGUAUGCACUGUCUGCCGAUGUCGUCUCUCAGCCUGCUGCACUCCAACGUGCUCGUGUCGCGCACGUCCUCGUCCUCGUUCGACGAUCCCGGCGAGGACGACGCACUGCGGGAUGUCGUUGCCACGGCCUCUGGGACGGCGGGGUCGGGAGCGCAGGGCGAGAAGAUCGGCACGGCCGUCACACCGCGGCGUAUGCCGGCGGUGACGAUCACGUGUGCCACUCCGGACCAGGGCGGCGGCUUUCCCGCGUGCCCGCUGAUCGCCGACUGUGCUGGCGUGACGCCCGCCCAGGUCAACUUCCUCGUCAAGUCCGGCUACGGGCUGAAAGAGCAAGCAGAGGUGGCUGGGUUGUUUUCAAGGUGGACGGGCUGUCGCAAGUUCAUGAACGCGCAGGUGUUCUUGCAGAUGGCCAUGGCACCACCAAUGUCCAUGACGGAAGAUGAAGCACAGAGAUGUUUCUAUGUUUUGGAUGUACACGGCCGUGCAACUCUCACUGUUCUCGAUCUGUGUCUUGGUCUCGCCGCUCUGGAUCCGGCCACACCGCACGGUGGUGUGUGUGCCGAGGUGAGAUGUCGCAUGAUCUUCAGAUACUACGACAUCAGCCACGACGGCCGUCUGUCCUUCAGCGAGUUCUGUGACAUGAUAGCUGACAUUCGUAGCUGUCGUGGACAGUCCUGUACGCCGGAAGAAGUCAAGCAAGACGCACUCAUGGCUGCUCAGGUGUUUGGUUCAGAGGUGAAGGACAGUCUGGAGUUGACCGACUUGCUGCAGGCCGUUGGGCAGCUGAAGUUCCGCGGCACCUCGUCGCUGUUCCGUCUCAAGCAGUGUCCCAUCAACCGUGAGGAUACCGGGCAGACUGCAUCGGGCAGUACUACACCAGUGGGCAACGACGGAACGGACGCAUCGUCACGUCGCCGUGGCAAGCGCCGGAGUCGCGAGACGCGCUUCGAGGCCGCCGCCGACGUGGACAUGCAAUCUCCGCCGACCACCCCCUCCGGCAAACGUGCACGCAUACUGGACGGCGGCAGCAGUCCCGCCGACGGGAGCUCUACCAACGGCGCUGUCGGUGGCCAUGGCGACGGCGGCGACAGCAGUGCCGUGGUGAAGACUAGCGCCAUGGCAACGAGCAACACGCCGGUCGGACAGCUGCGCAAUGCCAAGUGGACGUACGAGUUGGCAGUGCAUACGGUGAAGAUUCGUCGUUCUGGCACGCUAGCUGACGUCCAGGCGUUGCUUGAUCCUCGUCUGAACUACGUAUCUGGUUCCAUUCGGCCCGGCAUGGUCUCUGCUGGCUUGACGCGCAACGGUGGGGCCAGGGACCAUGACGUGGCAGCUAAGCCCAAGUUUGAUCGGCUGACUUCUAUCGCUGCCUUCAACUCGAAAUCUCGCCCGAACGAGCUCAUGGGUGGUCUUCGCUACUUUGAGAGUCAGAUCACGCCUUCAGAUGGAUCCAACGCCACCCCCAAGGCCAGCUUCGACUGGGGUGUUGUCAAGAAAGAGGCACUGGGAAGGUCGCUGCUCGCCAUCUGCCGCAGCGUACGGCAGAUCUUCGCUUCCGAGCCGCGUCUUCUUCGCCUGGCGUCGCCGACGUAUAUCCUUGGUGAUAUCCAUGGCAACUAUCCCGACUUGGUCUCGUUUGAAAAGGCGCUGUGGCGGACAGGGCCUCUCCUGGCACCGUGCCAGUUUCUGUUUCUCGGUGACUACGUGGACCGAGGCGAUCAUGGCGUUGAGGUGGUGGCCUAUCUCUUUUCCCAGAAGCUGCUUGCACCGGACAAGAUGUUCUUGAUUCGUGGCAAUCACGAGAUUCGUGCCAUACAGGAGAUGCACACGUUCAAAACGGAGUGCUGUCAGAAGUUUGGUGAGCAUCUGGGGGAAGAGAUUUGGGAGAUGAUGAACAGUGUCUUUGACGUACUGCCGCUCGCUGCUGUUGUUGAUGAUCAGAUUUUCUGUGUUCACGGCGGUAUUCCAAUGCCUGUUCAUGGUAAUGGACUGUUAUCAGUCAUUGACAGCAUCCCUGUUGAACUGCAUGAACCAGAGGAGCAGAGUCAGCUAGCCUGGGAGCUCAUGUGGAGUGACCCUGUCAGAUCUACCGACCUGUCUGCAGAGGAAGAAUCAGAGCUAGCCAAGGGCGGUGGCUUUGCUCCUAACCAUCAGAGAAUGACAGCACACGUCUUCAGUGCGGAUGCGUUGGAAGAUUUCCUGCGUCGCAAUCAGCUCUCCUAUGUCAUACGGGCACACGAAGUCAAGCAAGCCGGUUUCCAGGUUCAACAGAAAGGACGCCUCCUGACGGUCUUCUCCUCCAGCCACUACUGCGGCGGCGUCAACGAGGCCGCUUGCAUUCUCGCCGACCGCCACAAGCUGCGCAUGAUCCGCCUCGACUCCAGCUAGUGGGCCAGUGAGUCAGCGCGAGGCCUUGAGCCGCUGGCAGCAUCCUUGCUAGCGCCUGACACUACCGGGAGCCGCACGACCCACCGGCCAGGUUGGUCAGUGGCACUUUCUGGGUAUGAACGCCGUUCGUUCGUUGCUCGCUUUUGCGUGUUCUCGUGCGUGCCGGGCAAGAUGUACCACGCGAUCAUCCGCCGUUGGGUGCAGUCUAUUGCUGGUACUGCUCCGUGUGGCUGUCGGUGUGUGUCGUUGUCAGGCAUACUCGUCACCCGUCAUUUCUGGUCUCAUCAUUGUGUCAUGAGGCAUAGUCGUGACCUCUUGUCGUGAUGUACCGUCAUGACUCAUCAUUGUGUUGUGAGUCAUAGCCGUGACUCAUCAUUGUGUCGUGAGGCACACACGCACGCACGCUCUCUUGCACCGUUGUUUUACGCAUCUCCUUGUGUCUCAGCCGUGACUAUUGCGUGCAACUAACUAUCUAACCCAUCCAAUUGACCGUUUCAGCGUGCCUGCACGUCAGGUACAGUCAAUAUGCCUGAACACUCGCGCACACAGCACUCGUGCACACAGCUCUUAUCUCCAUAUCCUACCACCAGUCUCAGACCUAGAGAAAUGAAUAUUUAUCCUCUCUUUUUUCUUCUUCUUUUUUUACGACUUCUGACUAGAUCUAUCCUCCCGGUAAAAAAACCCGUUGCGUAUAUCUACAAUGUCGUUUCAGUGAGUUGAUAGUUUGACUGGCGUUUAUAGCGAUCUUUUACGUGUUGUAUCCGCGCACCGAGUACCACAUCCUACAUUGUUCCAUUAGAAACUCAUUGCCACCAGGGCGGAGUCAUCCCUCCUUGACUUUGUUUCUAGAUAUCGAAGCAAUUUCGCCCCUGGCCGGUACCUGUCCUGGCGUGUGCAAGCUAAGCUCCGGCCGCACGCUGGCCAGCUUGCUGUGCCUGUGUGCGUGCUCGCAUGCUGCACACUGCCGUGCAUUGUAAUAACCCGCAGUGGGCUAGUGAUGACGCAGCGUGUCGCAACAAUCUCAUGGCUUGGACUAGCCCCGGCUCUGGAAACCGUACCGACACAAUGGCUGGGCGCUCCUAAUGUACCCGAUAUCCGGAACUUUUCUCUGAACUUCCUUCCAGCAAUCUCUGAAACUGCAGCCUGCUUUAGCUCUUUGCGUGCUGCUUGGUUUCGCUUCUUGUACUCUUUUCUUCUCUUUCAGUGUCCGACUUUCCUUCAGGCUGUUGUGAAGGUCUGCAGCUCUGUGCGUUUCGUUCCGCCUUUCUGCAUUGUGCGCUGUACACACUGCUGGUACUUUUCUCUUUCCUUCUCCUCCUUCUUCAGCUUCUCUGUUCUUUGCUGGUGUUUUUACCUCUUUUGAGAUUGUGUUUGAGUGAGUUGAUUGAAAUCA